AUGACUGAAAAAAAGGUUUGGCUCAUCACAGGCUGUGCCUCAGGGCUCGGCAGGGAGAUAGCACUAGCAGCUCUCGAGAGGGGAGACGUCGUCGUCGCCACAGCCCGUGACCCGUCCAAGCUGUCAAACCUCGCCACACGCGGCGCCAUGACAGAGCGCGUCGACGUGACAGACAGCGACGAGAACCUCGCAGCAUCAGUGGAGAGCAUCACUUCCAAGACCCCAGGCGGCCGCAUCGACAUCCUCGUCAACAACGCGGGCUACAUCCUGGCCGGCGGCGUCGAGGAGGCCAGCCGCGCCGAGGCGCAGGCCAUCUUCGAGACCAACGUCUUCGGCCAGCUCAACAUGAUCCGCGCAGUGCUCCCCGUCAUGCGCGCCGCCCGCUCAGGCGUCGUCGCCAACCUCGGCAGCAUCGGCGGGUGGCACGGAUUGCCGGGCGCGGGGCUCUACUGCGCGACCAAGGCGUGCGCGACCAUCCUGGCCGAGUCGCUGCGGGCCGAGGUCGCGCACCUGGGCAUCAAGGUCACGGCCGUGGAGCCGGGGUACACGCGGACGAACUUUCUGGUGCCGGGCCACCAGCUGCGGUCGAGCCGGACCAUCGAGGAUCUCAGCGGGGGUGCUGUCAAGGACGCGCUGGCCGCGUUCGACUCGUACAGCCUUAACCAGCCCGGAGACCCCGUCAAGUUCGCUAAGCUCGUCGUGGAUGCUCUGACCUCUUCGGGUUCUUGCCAGGGGAGGGAGCUGCCCCCGAGGCUGCUUGUGGGUAGGGAUGCGUACGGCAUCGUUGGUGAGGCCAUUGAGAAGCAUAAGGAAAACAUGAAGCUGUGGGAGGACUUGGCUACUGCGACUGAUUGCGAUUCGUGA
Diaporthe citri is the source of this 864-nucleotide messenger RNA. RefSeq lists its product as uncharacterized. NCBI's taxonomy places the organism in Eukaryota, Fungi, Ascomycota, Sordariomycetes, Diaporthales, Diaporthaceae. The record is from RefSeq and is a predicted model, not a curated record. The coding region runs from base 1 to 864 and encodes 287 amino acids. The transcript has a single exon.